Messenger RNA from Ceratosolen solmsi marchali, 817 nucleotides. Its product is annotated as COMM domain-containing protein 4. The coding region runs from base 274 to 762 and encodes 162 amino acids. The transcript has 6 exons. NCBI's taxonomy places the organism in Eukaryota, Metazoa, Arthropoda, Insecta, Hymenoptera, Agaonidae. The record is from RefSeq and is a predicted model, not a curated record.
UUAGUCAAAUAAUUAUUGAAAAAAUUAUUUUUUUCUAAGCUGCCAAAUAAUUUAGUUUAUGGAAACUAUAAGAAUCUAUUAGUGUAGGUUAUCAACUAUUGUACAUCUUUUAAAAUGAUUUCUUGGAGAUGUUGACUGCCCUGAUUGGUUACUUGCUGAAAUUUACAAUCUGUCUCAAAUGGUAUAUAAAUAAUUAUUUAUCUAUACAUAUUUAUCAUAUGUAUUACUCAUUUCAAACAAAGAAUAUCAACUUUUUUAUAGUCAGCCUCAAAAAUGAAAAUCAUAAGUAAUGUUGUAAUUAAAUCAAUUACAGAGGAAGAAAUUGUUGGUGAGGAGCAGAUAAAAAAACUUGUUCAUGAUAUCAGAUUAGAAGUUGGAGAGAUAAAAGCAGUUAUUGCUGCUUUGGAUAUGAUAUUUACUUCAUCAGCAAGAAAUAGUGUGUCUUCUACAGAUCUUAGUAGUGAAUUACAGCAAUUAGGAUUACCAAGAGAACAUAGUACAGUCAUUUCGAGGCUGCACACUGAAAAUUGUGCUCAACUUGCUGCAGUAUUAACAAUGCAGUCUUUAAGAUUAAGUAGAUUGUCAUCAAUAGAAGCUAUACCUUCUGAACCUACAACUCCAUUUGCAAAAGUUGCAUUAAAGAUAAAAACUUUAGGAUACAAGGAGAAAGAAACAAUAAUUAAUAUACCAAAAGAUAAAUUGAGUGAAUUACUUACAGAAUUGAAAAAUGUACGAACACUAAUGGAGGAAGUACUACAAUAAUUUUAUAGUACUUUAAUAAAAUAAUAAUUAAUCUAAGAUUGAAAUUAUUGUGUUU